AUCGAUGUGGUAACGGUGGCAAAUGAACGAGUUGCAACCGUGGUGGUGUUAAUCCGCCGCCGUCUUCGACAUCGCAAAUGAUUUUCUUGUUGUCUAUUUACAAAUCUACAAUAAUUAUCGCGAGUUCGCGACGACUGUUCAAUCGGCCGAGUACUGACACUUGCUUCGCGUUUCCUGCACCCCGUUACCGAUAACAGAUUCCGUGAUUUACUGUUCGUUGUGGUUGUUUUGUACACCAUUGUUGGUGAUCGGUCGCUUUCCAUCGUGGUAUCCGGGACUAUCGGUAAUCCAGAAGAAAGACGGGCGCGGUCGUAGCGUACUGCAGUUCUGUAUAUUGGACAGCGGAAAUCAAGAGGUUUUUGGGGUUAUAGCUGUCGAUUUGUGUAGCGGGAAUAUUCUGCUGCUUCUAUUGAUUUCGAUGAAUUUUCACUGUCAACAUAGGUGCAACUACCUUAAUCAUUACUACUACUUCUACUGAGAGUAUAGGUAAUCACAGUUACACUGGCAACAACACGCAUAAAAGGUUUGAUACUGUAUGGUUUUUACAUGAAGAAUACUUACAGUUAACCAAACAGAAAUUGUUGUCAAUUAACACGUGACUGAACCGAAAUGGAAGGUGUCCCACGAUUGUAUAUGAUUGGCUUGCCAGCCAAACGGUGUGUAAACAACCAGACACCUGAUUUUUCAUCAGCCUUAAAUCAUCAAAUACAAAAAUCAUACGACCGAGAUCCCAGUUUGUAUUCUGCUGACAUGGACACAUUACUUGGACUAAGACAAUCUGCUAUGGACGUUGUGAUGUCAUCUGUUUGCACUGUAGAAGAGUGCACAGCAUUAAAACGUUACUAUGCACACCUUGUUCGAUUAACGGAUAAGUUUCCUAAACUGAUGCAGCAACAAAGUGUUGGGCUAAAGGAAUUUUCUGAUGACGUUGAGGUUGCAACGGCUACAGAACCAAAACCGUUGAUGUUUAAAUGGAAACGAGCUCUUGGUGGCAAAACAAACCUGCAGAAUCAAGUGAAAAAUGAUAUGGACUCCAAAGUGGUAGUUGAUUGUGGCAACAUCGGGUAUGAGAUGAGGUGUGUGCUGUACAAUGUGGGUGCAGCUCAUAGCCGGCUGGCUGCAGCGCAGGACAGGUCACCACCAUUAGUAUCUUCCAAUAUGCCAACUACAAUUGAUGCGGAAAUUCCAUCAAACAAUGCCCUUAAGAUAGCUUGCACACACUUGCAGUGUGCUGCAUGGGCAUUUCAGCAAUUGCUUGGUGGCAAUGGAUCCAAUAAUGAACUAACUAAGUGGAACCAUCGACAGCAGCCACAAGUUACAAGCCGCGCAGUCCUUGAAUUUGCAUACAAUGUGACACUAGCACAAGCACAAGAGUGCAUACUGGAGAAGAGUAUGAUGGAUGGCCGAAAAUCUCUUAUAAUAGCUAAAGUAUCAGCCAUGAUAUGUGAGUAUUUUGCUGGAGCGGUGGAUGCAGUUCAAAGAGUGGAACGUGAGCCAUAUUGUGUAAGCACUAGCAGACUUGAGAAAUGGCGACUAUACUCUGAAUUCAAGUGUCGAUAUUAUGGUGCUGUAACUGCCCUAUUCCAGGGCCAACACGUCCAGGAUCAACUGCAGCAAAUGGGGAUCCGUGUGUCAUAUUACCGGCGAGCAGUGAACCUGUUGGGUCGGGCUGGUUUGAUAUCAGAAAACGGUGGUAAGACGGCGGCUUCAAUGUUGAAAGAUGAAGAUUCGGCAGACGAUGACUACUACUAUUACUUAGAAUCAGAACAUGGACGCCCAGGUGCUGGUCGAUCUGCAGCUGCCAAAGAAUUGGAGAUGCGCAGAGAUACUUUGUCAUUUGCAAUGGAUGUGGCUGCGGCUAAGUGGCGAGCAGCUAAGUCAGAAAAUGAGCUAAUCUAUCAUGAACCUGUAGUGCCUGUACUGUCCGAUGAUGACGAUAGUGAUUGUUUGGGAAAUACCUUAUCAAAAACUGGUACUCAUCGUCGUCAAUUGGAUAGGGUCAAGGGCGCAUCUCUGGUGAAGCCUAUAGCAUUUGGUGUUGAUGAUCCAGACCUAUUAGCUGUUGUUUUGGUCACCAAUAAUAAUGAAUCAUCUAGUGUUACUACUACUUCCUUAUUCAAGGAUUUAGUGCCGACAGUUACCCGUCACCGAGCAGCAAUGUACAGAACAGAGAAACGCAACCUUGAAGCAGAUAUGCAAUCAUUGUGCCAGGAAGCAGAUGACCGAUUGAAUGAAUUUUCUGACACAUUACAUCUGGAAUGCUUAGAAAUGUAUAAAGGCUUAGAUUCAGAAUUCAGUGAUGGUGGUAAAGAGAAUAAUGAUGUUGCAGUUCUCCCACAACAAUUAGUAAAUUGUUGUGCUGCUUACCAAGCCAUGUUGCAACAGCGACAAGAAAAUGGAACAUCAUCUAUUGCAGAUGAAGAAGACCAGUUGGAUAUUGACAUGGUUAGGCUAUCAGCUGCAGUUCAGGCUGUAGAUGGUAUGCUUGACGAAAUAGACAGAUUACUAAAGACCGAAGAACUUGGUGACUCCGAAUAUCGACGCACAGUAGGUCGUCCAUACGAUUACUCUGCUGGUCGGAUGCGUGAAUUACGACGCGAGGCUUCCCGAUACAGGGAAGCUCAUGUAGGCCGUGCACGGGACAGCUGGGUAACUCUUAGUCGAGCUGUUCGGGAUCGCCGUCGCCGGGACCUGGAGCUACUAGCAUUGCCACCAACUGAACUCGCUGCCCGCUUACCACCAGCUCGUCCUGCAAUAUCUGUAAUCGCGUCAGAAGUUGCCGCCUCUGGCUCUGUUGAAUCGUCUUAUGAUGUAGCUGAGUCAUCGGACCAAAACGAAGACUCUGAAUCGGACGAUGGUAGUGAUAGUCGAUUACGGAUGUUGCAACGAGAAUCAAUAAAACGUUUGGAUCGGCUUAAUAUGGUAGUCGGAAAAAUGAAAGAAGUGCGUGAGCAGCGGCAGACACUCUUAUCCCGGCUUCGAGACGAAAUGAACCGAGAGGAUAAGGAAGCUGCAGCCGCAGGUCAGGAAGAUGCAGAUAUUCUAGGAGAACUGCGUGGAUCGGAAGUUGAUGCGACGGUGGCAGUGAAAAAAAAGUUGGAUGAUCGGUAUGGAAAUUUGGUGAGCAUGAUUGAUCAGAAUCUGACAGCUCAACUAAAAAUUUUGGACGCUGUGAGGUCGGCGUAUGCACGAGCGGCACCUGAACGUCGGGCAUUUGCUAAUGCCAUGCAACGGCGACGGACUCUAGUGUCGUCAUUAUUGGACGCUUUUGAAAGUUUUGUGGUAUCCAAUGGAGGGACACCAUUAGAAACUUGUAGUGACACCGUGGCGGCAUCACCGACCUGUGGUCUACUCCCAGAUGCAGUUCUAGCGGAACGUUGCGCAAAGGGUUUGGAUUUCUACCAGCGGUUGCUAACUAACGUAUCAAAACUGUUACAACGUGUAAAAGGUACUUGCCAAGUGCAGACCGAACAGCGAGAUCAGAUGAUAAAACAACACCAAAAAUGGGAAUCCACGACACAACAGACAGAUGACGACCCCACCGCCACAAUUGGUGGUCUUGAUGAUUUACUUGCUGCUGUCUCGGGAAUUGAUGAUCAAGAUCACCAACAGGAAGACUUGGCUGCCUUGAUUGAAAGCUUUGGUAGUAGUGGUGGGCUUAAUAAGCCCGUUGCACCUCUUGGGGGCAGCCACUGGGAUGAGCAGCAUAACCACCUUCGUAGACUUUCACCUCUUGGAUCUGAACAGCAACAACAGCAAAAACAAUAUUAUCAUCAGUAUCGUCAUAAUCAAAUACAUCUACCAACGUCGUCUUCAUUUAACCCCAGUGAUGGAGGCAUUCCUUACUACGGUGGUCAUUUGCCUUCCACAAAAGGAACAUACAAUCGUCUCAACAACAGGCAGCAACAGCCAGCAUCAGCAAUAUUAACUAAUUAUCCAUAUGCAGCCGCUUCAACCGCACUAACAGUACCUGUAAAUUCUUCUACUCCAUCACUCCCUUCUUCUUUAUCAUCAUCAUCAUCAUCUGUGCCAUAUAACUAUUACAAUUAUCAACUACUCACGACAAAAUCAUCAGGCAAUCCUACACUACCUUCACCAACAUACAACAGUAUAACUGCAACUACUACUGGUGAUAUUGAUUUACCAAUGACGCCUAUGAUGAAUGCUCUCCAUUUAAGUGAUAACAAUGGUGUGAGUAACCAAAACAAUAUUUCUUCAUAUAGUAGUGGUAGUGACGUAUUCCCGAAUGCAGCGGCGGCAGUUGCAGUUUUGCAACGACCACUACCAUCACAAUACACUGGUGGUAUUGGUUAUGGUGCUGCCAGUGGUUAUGGGUAUCACCAUCCUCAUACAUUAUUAGCAUCGCGACAGGAGCAAUAUUAUUCACCACAGAAGUACCAGCAACAAAUCUCAACCACCAAUGCUGGUGCGACAAGUGUUGGAACAGCAGGAGUAUUUGUACAACAAAAUCAACAACAAAUGAUAGGGGGAAAUAGUGGUUUAUCUACUGGCAUAUCACAGUCACCAUUGCCGAUGUCUUCACCUCCGAUUUCGUCAGCUACUGUUAACAGUUGUGGUUUAGCAGCAAUAGUGCAACAGUCUACCACCUCUGGUGGUACAUCAACUGUUGGACAUUUUUAUCAUCAAUUACCAUCACAACUGCAGCAACAACAACAGCAACAGCAACAACAACACCAGCAACAGCAACAGCAACAACAACACCAGCAACAGCAACAGCAACAACAACAACAGCACCAACAACAGCAACAACAACAACAACAACAACAACAACAGCAGCAGCAGCUGCAAAAACAACAACUUCAAAAUUACCAACAGCAUCUACAGGAACAGAAACCACAGCAACAACAUCCACAACAGCCUCAAUUGUACCAACAACAAUUGUAUCCACAGCAGCAGCCUCAACUGUAUCAACAACAACCACCUCAGAUAUAUCAACAUUUACAGCAACAGCAACAGCCCCAUCAAUUAACGGCCACAGUAGGAAGUACUACUGGUAAUUUUUACUAUCCUUCACCGCUCCAGCAACAAUCAUCCCAACUGUAUCAACCACCACAACACCAGCAACAAGUUCUACUCCAACCAACGUCAUCGUCUGGCGUAACUGGGAGUUUACAGCAAUCACCAUUAUUGUCAAACAACAGCGUUAGUGUCGGCAGUAGUUAUUAUCAACAACUUCAGCAGCAUCAUCCCCCAACAACAGUAAUAUCAGUACCAACAACCCUUAACAAUUACAUUUAUCAGCAGCCGCCAAUGGCGGCGGUGGCCUUUAACCAACAUCAACAGCAGCAACAGUACUAUCAACAACAGCAGCUUCCUAUUGCUGGUGAUGGCGGCUUGGCCACUAUGACAUCAACUGCCACACCAAUCUUAAAUUUGUUGGAUGACGAUCUAUUAAUAUCAGGCCCACCACCGAUUCAACCUGAAAAAAUUGGUGCUAGUAGUAGCAAUGAUGCUAUUACUACAUCAGCCAAUUAACAGUAACAAUUGACGUGUCUGUUCGAAUAACAAAUAGCGGCGCUUAUAAUUUUAAACUAUUAAACUUUUAUAGUACUUGUGCCACAUUUAUCUUUUUUAUACGUGGGUGAAUAUGUUCGUUUUAUCAAUAUAAAUUACGAUUUGCAAUGCUAAAAUCAGUUAUCACCGCGCAUUGUGAUUUUUAUUAUCUUAUAUGUAUUUCUAUUUUAUUCCAUUAUGAUUAUCUUUAAUAUUUUAUUGCAAUACUAUUAUUUCAUUUAUUAACAUAUAUACAUAUAUAUUAUACUAUAUAUAUAUUUUUUUUAUUAUGUGUGCUGGUAACUGGAUUGGUUGCGAUUGUUAUUAUUUUAUUAUGUAUAGUGGUUAUUAUUAUUAAUUAUAAAAUAAUUUUAUCUAUUACAUACAUGCUCAU
Metopolophium dirhodum (rose-grain aphid) is the source of this 5908-nucleotide messenger RNA. RefSeq lists its product as uncharacterized. The transcript has 14 exons. Gene Ontology annotation, cellular component: endosome. NCBI's taxonomy places the organism in Eukaryota, Metazoa, Arthropoda, Insecta, Hemiptera, Aphididae. Bases 610 to 5496 code for a protein of 1628 amino acids. Gene Ontology annotation, biological process: endocytic recycling; protein transport to vacuole involved in ubiquitin-dependent protein catabolic process via the multivesicular body sorting pathway; early endosome to late endosome transport. Gene Ontology annotation, molecular function: protein binding. The record is from RefSeq and is a predicted model, not a curated record.